This is a messenger RNA of Clunio marinus, 5386 nucleotides long. The record is from the annotation of a GenBank genome assembly. Lineage: Eukaryota; Metazoa; Arthropoda; Insecta; Diptera; Chironomidae.
AUGAGAAACAACAUUUAUCGAGUGAACUCGGUUCAAAAAGAUAAGACUUUCGAUCAAUUUUCCCACGAUUUAACUCUUGCUUUGGAAGAAACCUCAAGGGGAGGCGCAGGAAGCCGAUGGGGAAUACGUAGACGAACAAGAUCAACCGGAAAUUUACCAUGUCCGCCGCAACCAACUGAGGACAGUUCAAGCACAGAUCCGAAUGAUCCUUUAAAUGACACAAAUAACAACGACAGCAUUGCACCAGGAAACAGCAACUCUAUGCUGAGUGACUCAGAUGAUCGGCAAUCUUAUGCCCUUGCAUUUAAAUUACGACAAACACCAAUGAGUGGCAACUUUGAGUCUGAUUCCCUCAAUGAAAAUUUCAGCCCUUCAAAGCCAAAUAUUCGACGAAAGAGAAAAUUCAAACGAAUGGCAGUCGAAUAUGAAACUACACCAUCAACUCCACACACAACAAUCCAUCCAAUAUUUCCUGUCAGUGGUGUCGUGAAGAAAAGAGUUCUGAAACAUAAUCAGGAAAAUUUCCGAGCAAAUUUAUUCUUCGGCAAGAGAAAACGACCACAUCGUGAACGUCAUGCAGAUUAUGAGUCUUAUAAACAUUCAAGCAGUGUUCCUCGACAAAGAGGCGGCUUCUUUUCACAAAAAGACGGAGGAAUUUCUUACUCGGAAUACAAAAGCCGUAAUCGAGCUUCAUCGAUGUCUACUGCAAGAUCGUCAGCCGUGGAAAAGAUUUUGCCAUUGAACAAUUGUAUUGUGUCAAAAAUUGAAAAAAUCUCACAAGAUUCACAAAAUAAGUUAAACUUUAGUUUCAAUUCAUUGAAAUCUGUGACAUCGGCUAACAGUUUCAAAAUGGGAAGUACUACGACACCAAUUGUUCAUUUUACGCCAUCAUUUGCCUCUGGUAGUGAAAGUGUUGCGAUUUUUGAAACUUUUAAAAGUCCACCAAGUAACGAAGUUGCAUCGUCAAUUAUUCGAGAAGUGAAUGAGACAAACAGCGCAUUACAAGCAAAAAUGGCUCACAAAUCUGAUAGCUUUGAAUCGGCUUUAACAAACAGUUUUAGCUUCAGUAAAGUUGAGCAUAAGAAGAAAAUGCGACACAUGGGAAAUCAUCAAGCAGACAGAAGGAACAAACAAAAAAGAAAACUUAAACUUCAAUUUGAUGAUCAGCAUUUUAUGGAUUGUGGAAAUAUCAACGACUUCUUAAGCUCAAGUUCUUUGAGUAGCAGUGAUAGUGAAACAGAAGAAACAAAUGAAAGCGAUCAUGAAGGUGAUGACGAGUUAACAGACUGGCCAGGUCAUAACGAAGCAAUGGUAAACUUUGCUUCAAAGAAUGAGUUCAAACGUGCUUAUAAAAAAUCCACAAAAUUAUCACAAAUCAAACAAGAUGAUAUUAUUCAAGAUGAUGAUACAUUGAUGUCUGCUGAUGAGAUUCAGGUGCCUACAAUAGAGAAUAUGACGAUUCAAAUGAACACUACAAAUCCACAAAAUCAGCAACAGCAAUUGACAGACACGAGAGUGCCGAAAUAUAAUAACGUGCCAUUAAUGAAGUCACAAGCAUCACAUCCGAUUAAUAUUGUUGGAGCUAUUAAUGAUAAUUUCAUGGCAGAUGGGAGUAGUACAAGUGGGGUGGUUGCUGAUGGUGGAUAUGGAAGUAGUUUGGCGAUGUCAUGCAACAACAAAAAGCCGAUUGAAAGUGAAAUGUCUGGCGAAACUUCAAAUCAUUUUCCAAACACAUUUGGGAUAAGCGAAAUUCGAGAAAUUCGUGCUGGGUGUCGAAGGAUAAGAGAAGAAAGGCCCGGAUUUUCCAUCAUAUCAAGCUUCAAUGAAGAUCUUUUAAAAUUUCUACAAGAUGAGCAACAAAAACUUUUAAAAAUUUUUGACAUUCAAGAACACGACAAGAUUUUGGAACUGGCUAAAUUGUAUUCUCUCAAUGUUCAUACAGAAAAUGGAUGCAUUACUCUUAAAAAGACAAGUUUUCAACAUUUUUUCUUUAAGAUUCUUGAAACUCUUGGUGCACCUCACAUUUCAUCGUUUGAUCACUUCCUUUCCGAAGGAAUACAAACUGUUAUUGCUAAUAUCGAUCCCUUUGAGUUUGAACUCUCAAAUGGAGAAAAAAUCAAGAUCCGGAUCGAAAAUUGUUCCAUUGCAAAACCACAAAUAAAUCAACAAAUUGAUGUAAAGGAACGAAGAUUCUUCCCAGCUGAAGCAAGACAAAGAGCUGUUACUUAUGGUGGUAAUUGUUUAAUGACACUUGCAUGGACAAAAAAUGAUGUAAAUCAAGGCACACUUGACUUUGACUUGGGCCAAGCUCCAAUUAUGAUUCGAUCACUCGCCUGUAACCUCAACAAACUCACACCAAAAGAAAUGGUUGAAAAACAUGAACAUGAAUCAGAUUGGGGCGGAUAUUUUGUAGUAAAAGGCAAUGAAAAGUUAAUUCGAAUGUUUCUGAUGACGAGAAGAAAUUAUCCGCUCUCUCUUAAACGAAGCACUUGGGUGAAUCGAGGUAAAUUCUUCAGCGAAUAUGGAAUCCUUAUAAGAACAACAAGCCUGGAUCAUACAUCAACUAACAACGUUCUUCACUUUCUUAAUAAUGGCACAGCAAAAAUGAUGUUCAGUCAUAAAAAGAUUUUAUCGUAUCUUCCCGUAAUGCUUUUACUCAAAAGCUUAAUGAGUUAUACCGAUGAGAAGAUCUUCAAUGACCUGAUGAGAGGAUAUGAAAAUGAUCUUUAUUUUAAGUCAUGUGUCCAAAACAUGUUGACGGAACUUCACAAGGAAAACAUUCACACUCACUACGAUUGCAAGAAUUAUCUCGGACAAAUAUUUCGUUCACGAUUCGAAAAACUGUCACCAUGGAGCACAAACGAAGAAGUUGGCGAAUAUCUCAUAAAAAAGACAAUCUUAAUUCACCUUGACAAUCCAUUCGAUAAAUACAAUUUGAUUGUGUUUAUGGUUCAAAAGUUAUUUCAAAUUGUUCAAGGCAAAUAUCGACACGAGUCAGCUGACAGUGUGAUGAUGCAGGAACUUCUACUUGGAGGUCAUUUAUAUCAAAAGAUUUUCAAGGAGUUUCUCGAGAAUUGGAUGUACAAUUUGAAGUUCAAUCUAAAUAAGAAAGUGCAGAACACUUCAUCAGCACAAAUAAAGUCGGUUGAUGUACAAACUGCUGGAAAAUAUUGCGGAAAUAUUCACAGAACGAUGGAAUAUUUCCUUGCAACUGGUAAUUUAAUGAGUAAAACAGGCUUGGGACUUAUGCAGAAUUCUGGACUUGUGAUUGUCGCUGAGAACAUCAACAGAAUGCGUUACAUGAGUCACUUUCGUGCUGUUCAUCGUGGAUCGUAUUUUGUUGAAAUGAGAACGACAGACGCUCGUCAACUUCUUCCUGACGCUUGGGGUUUCAUUUGUCCUGUUCAUACACCUGAUGGUGCACCUUGCGGUCUAUUAAAUCAUCUCACUGUUGAUUGUGUCGCUUCCAAAGACAUUUACCAUCGAAUGAAUCUGAAAGAAAUUCCAAAUGUUUUAACUGAAAUUGGAAUGGAGCCAAUUGAUUCGGAAUUAUUAACAGAUGCUUCAAAUUAUUACACAAUUCUCUUAGAAGGUUGUGUCGUUGGAUAUGUGAAUGAUAACAUCGCAAAAACAUUCACUGAUCGUUUGAGAGCUUUGAAAGUUGAUGGGAAACGAAUUCCAAACACAAUGGAAAUUGCGCUCGUGCCAAAGAAGGAAAACGGACAAUUUCCCGGAUUAUUUCUCUUCAUUGGUGCAGCAAGAAUGAUGCGUCCAGUUAUGAAUUUGAAAUUAAAUAAAAUAGAAAUGAUUGGAACGUUUGAACAAGUUUAUCUUGAUGUUGCUAUAAAGAAAGAAGAAAUUUAUCCCGGAGUGACGACACAUUUGGAGCUUUCACAAUUGUCAUUCAUGUCGAAUUUAGCGAACUUAAUUCCAAUGCCUGACAACAAUCAAUCACCACGUAACAUGUAUCAAUGCCAAAUGGGAAAGCAGACAAUGGGAACGCCUUGUCACAAUUGGUUUACACAAGCAGCAACGAAACUUUAUCGACUUCAAACACCAGCAACGCCACUUUUUCGACCAGUUCAUCAUGACAACAUUGAACUUGAUGAUUUUGCGAUGGGUACAAAUGCGAUUGUCGCUGUCAUUUCAUACACUGGUUACGACAUGGAAGAUGCAAUGAUUCUUAAUAAAUCAGCAUAUGAACGUGGAUUCGCACACGGUUCGAUUUAUCAUUCAGAAUUUUUUGAAUUGGAAGCUGAAAGUUACUUUGCUCGUGAUCCAAAGAAUCAGGAUUUAGUGAAAUAUUUGGAUAGUGAUGGAUUUCCACAUCCAGGGCAAAAGAUUGAAUCAGGUGAUCCGAUUUGUUGUCAUUAUGACGCUAAUGAGUCGAUGUUUAUUGUGCACAAACAUAAAGGAAAGGAAAUGGUCAUCGUGGAUAAUGUAAAGCUGCUUGGUGACAGUAACAAUGCUUAUGCACCUAAGAAAGCUUGCAUCACAACAAGAAUCCCACGAAAUCCUACAGUUGGUGAUAAAUUUGCGUCAAGAGCUGGACAGAAAGGAAUUUGUUCACAAAAAUAUCCCGCUGAAGAUUUACCGUUCACUGAAAGUGGAUUAAUUCCCGACAUCAUCUUCAAUCCCCAUGGCUUUCCAUCACGUAUGACAAUUGCUAUGAUGAUUGAAACAAUGGCUGGUAAAAGUGCGGCUGUUCAUGGUUUAGUUCAUGAUGCAACGCCAUUUAAAUUUAAUGAAGAAAAUACUGCGAUAAAUCAUUUUGGGGAACUUUUGAUGAAAGCUGGUUACAGUUACUUUGGCACUGAACGGUUGUACAGUGGCGUUGAUGGACGUGAGUUGAAAGCUGAGAUUUUCUUUGGCGUUGUACAUUAUCAAAGACUUCGUCAUAUGGUGUCAGAUAAGUGGCAGGUUCGAUCAACGGGACCAAUCGACACAAUUACUCAUCAACCAAUCAAAGGAAGAAAACGAGGUGGUGGCGUUCGUUUUGGUGAGAUGGAACGUGAUGCUUUGAUAGCUCAUGGAGCUUCGUUUUUGUUACAAGAUCGAUUGCUGCAUUGCUCGGACAAAACUGUGACUUUGAUUUGUAGACAUUGCGACAGUUUAGUGACACCAAUGGACAGAGUCUCAAAGAAGAAGAGUGAUAAAAGUAGUAUGGUGAGAUAUCGCGAGACUUGCGGCUUAUGCAAAAGAAACGACAUGAUUGACAUUGUUGAAAUUCCUUACAUCUUCAAACUUCUUGUUUCUCAACUUUGCGCAAUGAACAUCAACAUUAAAAUUAACUACAAAGAUUUGGUGUAAAUUCCUUGAGGUGAUUUUAUGUAAGUUGAAGAGAAUUUUAAUAAAAGAAAUCAAAUCGACAUUUGAUGAACAAUAA